Molecule: messenger RNA, 2625 nt
Organism: Plasmodium coatneyi
Lineage: Eukaryota; Apicomplexa; Aconoidasida; Haemosporida; Plasmodiidae
Product: Merozoite surface protein 3
Exons: 5
Coding region: 1-2625 (874 amino acids)
Source: RefSeq, a predicted model, not a curated record
AUGGCAACAUUAGCAAGUAAACGAGCAGAUGAAGCAUUAGACAGAGCAAGAAAACAUGCUGCUAGAGCAAUAAACAUAGCAGAAGAAACAAAAAAAGCGACAACAGUACAGAAAGCAAAAGAAGAAUGUACCAAGGCGAUACAUGCAGAAGAAAGUGCUAAUGAAGAAAGAAUAAUGGCAGAAUUAGCAGCUGCAGUAGCAAAGGCAGAAGUAGCAAAAGAGGAAGCCAAGAGAGCAAAGGAAGAAGCUGAACAAAAAAUAAAAGAACUAGCUAUAAAAGUAGAAGAAGCGGAAGCAUCAGAAGUAGUUGAUGUGGCAGUAAAGUUAGCUGAAGAGGAACUAAAAAAAGUAACAAGUGAAGCAGAGAAAGCGAACGCUGCAGCAGAGAAGGCAAAAAAAGCAAAUACGCCAGAAGAGGCGAAAGCAGAAGCAAUCAAAGCAGUAGAUGCUUCCCAAAAAGCACAGACAGCAGCUGAAAUAACAAAAGCAGAAGCUGCAAAAGCAGAAGUAUAUAAAGCACUGGAAGAUAUAAAAAAAGAGGAACGAAAAAUAAAGGAACUAGCAAAAAAAGUAAAAGAACCUGAAGCAUCAAAAGUAGUUGAUGUGGCAGGAAAGGUAGCGGAAGCUGAACUAAAAAAAGUAACAAGUGAAGCAGAGAAAGCAAACGCUGCAGCAGAGAAGGCAAAAAAAGCAAAUACGCCAGAAGAGGCGAAAGCAGAAGCAAUCAAAGCAGUAGAUGCUUCUAUAGAAGCACAAAAAGCGGCAGAAAUAACCAAAACAGCAGCGGAAAUAACAAAAGCGGAAGCUGCAAAAGCAGAAGCAUAUAAAGCGCUGGAGGAUAUAAAAAAAGAGGAUCAAAAAAUAAAGGAGUUAGCAACGAAAGCAAAGGAACCGGAAGUAUUAGAAGUAGAGAAAAGAGCAGCUGAAGUGGCAAGAGAGGUUGCUGAAACUGAAAUAAAGAAAGUAAAAUGUGUAGCAGAAAAAGCAAACGCUGCAGCAGAGAAGGCAAAAAAAGCAAAUAAGCUAGAAGAAGCGAAAGCAGAAGCAACUAAAGCAAUAGACGCUUCUAAAAAGGCACAAAAAAAAGCGAGAAUAUCUAUAUAUAAAACACAAUUUGAAUACUUAAAAGUGAUAAUGCAAGACAUAUUAGAAUCAUCGGACACAUCUGAUGAUGAAGGUGAUGACGUAGUGGAUAAAAAUGAAGAAGUGACACAGGAAGUCGAAUCCAAUUUGAAAAUUACCCUUUACAUCAUUUCUGUAUUUUGGUAUCUGCACAUCCAAGAUGCUCAAAAGUGUGCGACUGUAAAUGCUGAGAAGGCCAGCUUAAGAAAUGGAUGGUCAAUAAAAAAUGGCACCUUACACAAUGGGGGAAAUAAUUUAAAUGGAGAAAAUGCUGAUUAUCUGAAUGGCACAGUUGGGGGAAAUUCCAAAGUAGAAGCAACAGAGGAAGGAUUAUCAGGACAAUCUGAGGAAAAAGUAGUUGAGGCACAAGAAGAAGAAUCCGUAUUGCAACCAAAUAAUGAAAAAGCGGAAGAAGAGGUAGAACAAAAAUCAGAAGACACUGAAACACAAACCAAAGGAGCGGCACAAGCUAAAGAAGGAACAAUAGAAGCAGAUCAAGAUUCUCAAGCGACUCAAGGUUCUCAAGUUAAUCAAGAUGCAGCGAAGGAAAUAAAAGAAAGCGAAGAAAAAAUAAAAGAAGCCUUACAACAAGCUACAGAUGCAAAAGGGGAAGCAGAUGCAGCUGAUGUAAAAAAAGAGGAACAAAAAAUAAAAGAGCUAGCAACAAAAGUGAAGGAAUCUGAAGCAUCAACAGUAGAGAAAGAAAUAGCGGAAGUGGCAGAAAAGAUAGCUGAAGAGGAACUACAGAAAGUAACAAUUGAAGCAGAAAAAGCAAACGCUGCAGCAGAGAAGGCAAAAAAAGCAAAUACGCCAGAAGAAGCGAAAGCAGAAGCAAUCAAAGCAAUAGAUGCUUCCCAAAAAGCACAAAAACAAGCAAAAACAUCUGUACAGAAAAUAGAAUUCGAAUAUCUGAAACUGAUAAAGCAAGACGUCUUAGAACCAUUGGACACAUCUGCAGAGGAAAGUCAUAACAUAAUAGAUAAAAAUGAAGAGGUAGCACAGGAAGUCGAAGAUCACGGAAAUAAAGAAGACGAUCCUGAAGAAGAAGAUGAAACAACAUCAGACGUUCAGGAAGGAAACGAAGGUGAGUUCGAUCAACAAGAAUUAGACAAUGAAGAGUUGGAAGAAGAGGAACAGGAAGAGUUCGAAGAAGAAGAGGAAGAAGUUGAAGAAGAAGCGACAAACAAAUCAGAGGCAGACGAAGGAGCGUCAGAGAAAGUAAACCAGGAAGGAGAACAAAUGGGAGGUAGCACGUCCCCUAGUGACACUACGCAUGAAGAACAAAAUUCAAGUGUGCAAUCCCCAGAACAGGGUAACAAACCAUUAAGUGAUAGCAAAGCCCAAGCGCUCCUCGCAGACAACAAUAAGGAUCUUAUGGACUUAAAAAAAAAAGCUGACCAAAUAACCAAAAAUAUAAUGAACACACUUGACGGGGAUACGGGAGUCCUAGACACGCUCAAGGAUUUCGCAAAAGAUUUGAAUCAGUUCAUUUUGGACUUGUAA